Homarus americanus (American lobster) is the source of this 3099-nucleotide messenger RNA. RefSeq lists its product as uncharacterized. Gene Ontology annotation, molecular function: calcium ion binding; cadherin binding. The record is from RefSeq and is a predicted model, not a curated record. Gene Ontology annotation, cellular component: catenin complex; plasma membrane. NCBI's taxonomy places the organism in Eukaryota, Metazoa, Arthropoda, Malacostraca, Decapoda, Nephropidae. Bases 1 to 2808 code for a protein of 935 amino acids. Gene Ontology annotation, biological process: homophilic cell-cell adhesion. The transcript has 9 exons.
AUGGUCACCUUAGCAGAGCAGCGCCAAAACUCCAUAGUGCAGUUCAAUACAAUCUUUGCACAAGACUCUCGGAGCUGCCCUCUUAGAUGGGCUCCUUGCCAAGACUCUGGUCCCCCACCUCACGUGAAUGUAAAAGAAAAAGAAAAAAGUCAACCCUCGGACAUUGCUCUCCACUUCUCGGAUCUGGGCAUGACGUCACCAGAAGAGAUCCUUGAUAUAUGUUGUCUCCCACAGCAUGAGCUGGUAGUGGCAGCGGAGGCAGCAGGACGAACUGUACACUCCAUCGUGCAGGUGACGGUCGCUGACGUCAACGACAACGCCCCGCGCUUCCGUGAGAGCGACAUCCAUGUGGCCGUCGUGGAGGAGGAUGACCGACACCUUCCUGCCACCAUCUUCAAGGUGGAGGCGAUAGACCCGGACACAGUGGAUUCGUCAGGUCUCGUGUAUAGUGUUGGGGGCGAUGGUGUGGACGGUCACUCCCCCGCCCACGCCUACUUCACCAUUAACCCUCACACCGGUCAUCUCCUGCAGCUAAGGGCGCUAGAUCGUGACCCACCGCUGGGGAGAGAGACAUGGAGAGUGAAGGUACAGGUGAGAGAUGGACAGCGAGUCUCACCCUCCUUGGCAGCUGUGUCGCGAGCCUCAAGGAGACCUAGAGUCACCCACGCUCAGCACCGCUACUCCCACCAUGCUAAAGUGUCUCCAGAGGCUACGUAUAUUAUGCCACAGGAGCCCAGUGUGCCAGUACAGGGUCAUUACUUCUUGUCACGGUAUCCCCAAGUGCCGGGAGAGAGUCAGCAUUUUUUGUCACAAGAACCCAGUGGACUACAAGGUCAGUAUUUUCUGUCUCAGGAUCUUUUGAUGUCAAAUGAUGACGGAUUAGUGAAGAAGAGACGAGAUAAAGAAAUGAAAGAAGGAAGGCACGGAGCACAGGUACAGCAAAACACAAGAAGAAAAGAAAAACAGGAAAAAUACACCAGUACCGAGGACAGAAUGAUAAAUGAGGAAGAUGUUAUAAACCAGAGGUACAAGAGUGAAAGAUCUGGGAAAACAGAAGGGACAAAUUUCGCGUCAAAAUUUGUAAAAAAGAAAGGAGAAUUUAUCCAGAAAAAGAGGAGAACUGCAGAGAGGAAGAGGAAGUUACGAGACAAGAAUCACCGAAAGACGAAGGAGGAAACGUUAAUGGAUAAAAAACGGAAGAUACAAGGAGGUCGACAAUCCAGUGACGUUGUAACAAGGAGACUAGAAUUGCACAACUUAUCUUCCCGUCCAGGAUAUCGAUCGGAAUUUGGAGGUCGUAAAGUUCGCCAAAAGUUGAUACCGUUGACCUGGGGCAGUGAAGAAAGGCAGACCAGCCUCCUUGGUGACCAACACUCUGGGCAGACGACCCAUAUCGUAAAUACGUCACUUAAAGCUCGACCCUUGAGACUGAAAUAUCUCUCGCAUAGAAAACAUCAGCCAAUUGGUGUUCAAAGAAAAUUGCUGUCUGUCAGGGGCGUAAUGAAAUUAAAAGCCCCAAAACGAGAUUUAGGAGGCAAAAUAAAUGUUGGAAGGAAAAAAACACCCAAUGUUUAUACAGCUGAACGUGCCCGUUAUGCCAAUGAAACUUUGUCCAUUGCUAGACCUCAUGAAGCUCCUAAGAAUCGUGAUAUCGGCAAGUCAUCACAAAAACGAAACCCCGGUGGUCAAGAAGGUUCUAAUGAACCUCUCGAGAACAAACAUAGUUACCACUUUUCUGGAGCAAAUCCUUCAAGCACGACUGCUUCUAGAACUGAGCGUGACUUAGGGAGCACAGGGACGGAAGGAGGAGGGACAGACAGUAAGGAGAACAGAGGAGCUAUUGAUAAACGGGAGACGGGCCAGCUGUCAGGAAACCUACCUCAUGAGCAUCAGAUGCCAUUGAACUUUCUAGGCAUGAACCAGCUGCUACAGGAUCGACGCUACGUUAAGAGGUUCGGGGCAGAGGGGGGAGGCUGUGAGGACUAUGGAGUGUUUAACAUGGGCUGGGAGGAGACCGAGAAGAAAGAGCCGUCGUACAUGAGGGAGAUGAGGCGUGACCAAGUGCACGUAGCGGAGACGGUGGUGACGGUGGUGGUGAAAGACAUCAACGACAACGCCCCCGUGUUCCCCAACGCCACCAUCUACGGCGAGGUGCAGGAGAACGGCCCCAUCGACCUGUCGGUGGGCGUGGUGACGGCGUGGGACGCAGACGACCAGCAGGAGGGCACCAACGCCCACCUCACAUACUCCAUCGAGAAGAAUGUGAUCGACGAGCGCUCCGGCCAGGCCAUCUUUACUGUCAACCCCGAGACCGGCCUCGUCCGUACUGCCAUCUGCUGCCUCGACCGCGAGACCACGCCCGAGUACCACAUCCAGGUGGUGGCGGUGGAUGGAGGCGGCCUCAAGGGUACGGGAACGGUGGUGGUGCGGCUGGCAGACGUGAACGACAACUCUCCUCGGCUGACUCGUGACCUAUGGCAGGUGGAGGUGGACGAAACAUGGGGCGACGGAGCUCCUACCAACCACACGCUCCUCCAGAUCUCUACCACCGACCACGAUACCUCCAACUACUUCUUUUAUCGGGUGGUUGAGGCCAGCGGCUGGGGGUGGCAACACUUUGGGAUGAGGACGGAAGGAACCGCGGGUCAUCUUGUCGCCAUCAAGACGCUCGACUACGAAGACCAGGCACAGCGUCAGGGCUUCCGCUUCAUGGUGCAGGUCACAGACAGGGUGAGUCUUGUGUAUCUUGGUGCAGGUCACGGACAGGGUGAGUCUUGUGUAUCUUGGUGCAGGUCACGGACAGGGUGAGCCUUGUGUAUCUUGGUGCAGGUCACGGACAGGGUGAGUCUUGUGUAUCUUGGUGCAGGUCACGGACAGGGUGAGUCUUGUGUAUCUUGGUGCAGGUCACGGACAGGGUGAGCCUUGUGUAUCUUGGUGCAGGUCACGGACAGGGUGAGUCUUGUGUAUCUUGGUGCAGGUCACGGACAGGGUGAGUCUUGUGUAUCUUGGUGCAGGUCACGGACAGGGUGAGCCUUGUGUAUCUUGGUGCAGGUCACGGACAGGGUGAGUCUUGUGUAUCUUGGUGCAGGUCACGGACAG